AUGUCCAACUGUAUGAACACUUUGUCUUUCGUUAAAUGCAAUAAAGGUCAUCGACAACUCGUUCGCAAUGGUUCCAUUUACAAGCUCAAUCGACAGACAUCUACAAAGAUGUAUUGGAUUUGCAAACAUCGAGGUUGCACCGCCACUGUUCAUACUGAUAAAACUGAUAAUUAUCUUCAGUCAAACGGUGAACACAAUCAUUUAAUCGAGCCAGAGGAACUCGAAGUUCAACGGUUUCGAAUAGCUUUGAAGGAUCGUGUUAUCAAUGAAACGGCCCCCAUUCCAAAGAUAUUCGAUGAAGAGAUCGCUAAAACUCGAUUUUCACCUGAUGCACUUGCUAAUGUUCCAAUGUUUCGUGAUAUACAACCCGGAUUGAACCAAGCGAGAAGAAAACUAACACCUUCUCUUCCAAGAUCGAUUUCAUUCGAUAUCCCUGAUUCUUAUCGAAGCACAGCUUGCGGAGAAAAAUUUCUAGUUUNACUCUUGUCAUUAGAACUAUACAAAAGAUGUUCAAUGCAUUAUUCAUGUAUCCUAAACAUCUAA
Molecule: messenger RNA, 543 nt
Organism: Adineta ricciae
Lineage: Eukaryota; Metazoa; Rotifera; Eurotatoria; Adinetida; Adinetidae
Source: the annotation of a GenBank genome assembly